AGUGACGCAUUGCAGGUGCGCGUCGGCCAAUCGGCGCGCGCCGACCCACGGUCCACGCCGCCGCACCCGCCCAAUAUAAAACCGACUAUCCUUUGCGGAUUAAAUGUAAUCCCGUGCUGUGCGUCCCGAGACAUGGACUACGACGUUCGAGACAUACGCGUCUGAAAAAUCGUAUAGCGCAUUGUGAAGUGUAUCGAGAAUCGACGAAUGGAUAUGAAAUUGCGGUGAAUCGAGACGACGAUUCGGAACGGUUCGCUCGCGAGCUCGACGAAUCGCGGUCGCGAGUUUCCCGGCGCGGCCGCUCUGCGAGUGAGGGCGGCAGUAUCGUUUCAACCGUCGGUCCGUGUGGUCGCUUUUGCGGCGUAGUCUGUGAUUUUUUAGUGUAGCUCCAGAUAAUCCAAGUUAAUCUACAAUGGCGGAUCAGCUGACAGAAGAACAGAUCGCCGAAUUCAAGGAGGCGUUCUCAUUGUUCGACAAAGACGGCGAUGGCACCAUCACGACCAAAGAGUUGGGCACCGUCAUGAGAUCCCUAGGACAGAACCCCACAGAAGCAGAGCUUCAAGACAUGAUCAACGAAGUUGACGCAGACGCUGUGUUUAAUGCGCGUGAUGUACAUAUAUUGCUGUCUCGUUCUCCCACACCUCAUAUGCUACUGUUGGAUAAGUAG
Molecule: messenger RNA, 667 nt
Organism: Diatraea saccharalis (sugarcane borer)
Lineage: Eukaryota; Metazoa; Arthropoda; Insecta; Lepidoptera; Crambidae
Source: the annotation of a GenBank genome assembly